This is a messenger RNA of Strongylocentrotus purpuratus (purple sea urchin), 2321 nucleotides long. RefSeq lists its product as uncharacterized. The coding region runs from base 87 to 2168 and encodes 693 amino acids. The transcript has 20 exons. Lineage: Eukaryota; Metazoa; Echinodermata; Echinoidea; Camarodonta; Strongylocentrotidae. The record is from RefSeq and is a predicted model, not a curated record. Gene Ontology annotation, biological process: protein localization to kinetochore; attachment of spindle microtubules to kinetochore. Gene Ontology annotation, cellular component: nucleus.
CGCUACUACCCGCGCAUGCGCAGUUGAGAAAGAAGCAACAACCGGCGGAUGUUUUGAACGUUGACGGUUAGGAACAUUCAAUCACAAUGACAAGUAGGAAAAGGAAGUCUUUGUCUUCUAUACUGAAGGCCCAGUCCCCAUCUAGAACUGCAUUAUUGGAUUUGAAGCCAAACCUGAAUGGACCAUCAAGUGAUGAAACAACACAAUUGGAUGUUCCCCACAGGAUAGAGAAAAAGAAGCGCAGGUCUUCCAGGAGAGUGAGUUUUGCAGAGGCCUACCAAGUCAAAGAAUUUAUGAAAGAUUCUGACAGAAAAGAGUUAGGCUUGUGGGACGAUUCUCAAGACGGCACAACACAUCAGGAAUUACCUGACCUUGAAAAAGCCAACAAUCCAUCUGAUCAUGCUGGACCCAGUCAUAUUCAUCUUGAUCCAGCUCAUCAAAUUACAGGUUUGGAGACUCUCUUGUCUGGACCCAUCAAACAGGAAGCACAUUCAAUGACCUUAACCGGGCAAGAUCCUAAUGGAGCAUCUCACACCAAUGUACAAAGUACAAGUUCUGCUGAGAACUUCCGUCAGUAUCCUCAAAGCGCUAACCUAGACCAAAGGAAGAAUGAUGUGAAUGAAACAAGUGUGAAAAGCAGUUUCCUGAAAUCUUUCAUUGCUGCAGAUUCAUGUGGGAGUAAAGGUAGUUUUUCAACGGACCUAGAUGCUUUUGCAGCACCUGCCUUUCAGUCUUACCCACCAAACUCUGGACAACAACAACAAGGUGGUCAAGAAGACCCACCUCAAGAGUCCAGCUUCAAGAGUAGCUUCUUGCAGGCAUUUGUGUCUGCAGGACCAUCCUCCUCUAGCUCUGAAGCCGCGGGAUCAAUAGAAGCCAACAGUGAGCAGCAGAAUGCAGAUCCUGGUAUGGAGCUCACAAAUUGUUUCUACUCCAGCGAAGUUACAAAUAAAUAUGAAGGACAGGAAGAAAAAGUUGGAGAUAUCACAAGAAUAUUUGGAGGACAAGGAGAUGGAUUUGAAAAUGAAAAUGGUAUGGAUAUGACCACUUGCAUGGGAGGCUUUGGUGCCAGUUCAGUGGAGGACUUCCUGCAGAUGUUCUUCAAGUUCAAUGACCUUCCUAUAGGAAAGCGCAGUAUCAUGUGCCCCUCCAAGAUCAAUGAGCCUACAACACUGAGCAGCCAGUUGGAGAAUGCAUGCCUCGUGAAGCCUAAAGCAGACAUGUAUGAAUGGGCCAUCAAAUUCUUCACACCAGCUGUAGAGGAGCUUAGGAAUUCAGUGAGAUCCCAAGAUACUGAACAAUUGAAGGAGGGUGCUCCCAUCAUCAAGGAAAUGCAGUCUGCUGAUCCUAAAAGGUGUGCUGAGAUCCUGAAGAAGGGCAAGAGUCUGCAGAAGUAUUGCACAGCGUCAUCUAAAGCCAAGAUGAAAGAAUGGAGACUGCAGAUGAUCAACAAUACCAAGGCGGCCAUGGAGGAUUCAAGCCGCCAUCUUGAAAACAAGCUUGCCGAGUUGACAAGUUCAAUAUGUACAAUUGAUGAGCAGUUGCAGCAAUUAGCCUCUGUGGAUAGUGCCUUAGAUGAUGCUAUCAACAGCUUAGAACAGAUCAAACUACCUACUGAGGAAGAGAAAUCUGAAUGGGUUGCAAACUCACAGGGACUGGAAUCCAUGGAAACAAAACUAAGAGAAGAGGAAUGCACAGUACAAGAGACUGAAAGUGAAAGAAAACGGUUAGAAGCAGAGAUAAAUAGCAUAGAGGCAAGCACAACCAAGCUGGAGGCAGAGCGAGAAGAACUGAGUAAACCUGGAACUGGAAUCAGCCAAACAGACCUGGAGCUAAAGAACAUGAAAUCAGACAUCGUCCUCCUCCACAGCUUUCAAGAAUGGAGACUACAAGCUUUCCUUGAGAACAACUACAAUUUUUCAUUCUUAAACAAAUCAAUCCUACUCAACAUACAGUUUGGUGACACAGAAAGUGGUGCCAAGUUGAAUGAUCUCACAUUACGUAGUGUGCUUGCAGAUGAUGCCUGUAGCUCAGCCAAACUAGCCCAUUCACUCUUCUUCAGCAGUGUAAGUGCAGACAAGUUGAAGACACUCUAUCCUACCUUAGCUGCCCUUCCGCAGAUGAUGCAGCAUCUUUCAGAGUUGGCUGGUCAGGUUGCUAGAGGCUGAGGUCAGUAGAAUAGAUUUCUGGCAUCCAGUUACUACAGCACAGAACAGACUAUCCAUUGAGUUUUCCAGCAUUGAAGCCCAUUCUACGUUCUGCAUUCACCUGGACAUUGUACCAGGCCAGUAUCCAUUGACAGCCAUUCCACACAGCUGUGU